This is a messenger RNA of Ceratosolen solmsi marchali, 2493 nucleotides long. Its product is annotated as integrator complex subunit 12. The transcript is spliced from 5 exons. Gene Ontology annotation, biological process: snRNA 3'-end processing. The coding region runs from base 1628 to 2479 and encodes 283 amino acids. Gene Ontology annotation, cellular component: integrator complex. The record is from RefSeq and is a predicted model, not a curated record. Lineage: Eukaryota; Metazoa; Arthropoda; Insecta; Hymenoptera; Agaonidae.
UCUCUCUCUCUUUCUCUCUCACUCAGCUGUGCUUAAGCCCGGCAGUACACGCAGGAUAUGCCGUGUGUAGAUUCAAAGAAAUGUGAAGCGCCUAGCGUGCGGAAACACCGAGGCUACACUCGUUUCACUGUGGUUCCACGAUUUUUGAUCCCAGUGGAUAGUUAUCUGGUAGCGCGACGGAGACGAUGCUGCUGCUGACUCAAGUUGUGCUCGUGCUGCUGCGGAAGCGCGCAGAAUUAGCUUAAUACUUGUACAUACACACUACACGCUCUGCACGAAGCCUUCGGUGAAGUACCUCGUUUAUGAAAAUAAAAAGAAAAACAACACACUGGGCUCGAAGCAAGCGCGCGCUCUUUCUCUUACUCUCUCUCUCUCUCUCUCUAUCUAUCUAUCUAUUUCUUUCUUUCUCUCCCUUCACGGUGUCUUGCGCGCGCGUACUCACACUUCUCACGCACUCACUUAGUUGCUGACUACUUACUCAUUCACUCACUCGUCACAUACACAUUCUUACUACUUAACACCCACUCACUCACUACUCCCUGGCUCGCUCGCAUACACCGUUUAUAUAUUCUUAUUAUAUUUUUCUUCGUAUUUCUCUUUUAUUUUCUCCUCGUGUAUAAACGAACACCCGUCCUCGCGUUCGUCUUCGUCGUCGCUUCGUCUCUCGCCGCGUCGAGAGACUCGCGCGGAGAUCAUCCACACACACUCUCCAGUCGGUGUGUAAGGUGCCGUGCCGCGGCGGCCGAUAAUCUUCUCGCCCUAGUCUCACUCGCACUCUCUUUUUCUUUCUCACUUUUUGUGCAUGGGCUAGUAUAAGCGCGCGCGCGCGCGCGCUCGUAUAUAUGUGCACCAGGUCGAGUUAGACCAGACAAGAGAGAGGGAGUUAUAUCUCUAAAUGACUCGCGUAACGUACACCAAGCCCACGGAAUGUAAGCGCUUGUAUGUGUAGCUUCCCUCCUUCGCGCUCCCGUUACACUAGCUAUUGUGCGUAAAUGUGUAAGUGUUAUUUUACAAUGUUCUGUCCCUUUCUAGUAUAUAUGUAACUGUGUACGUCUCCUACCCCCCUUCUAUCGGGUACGAGUCGUGGGAACACACUCUUGUAGAUCGUCGUCAGACGGAGACAGAAAACGUACAUUAAGCCCGUACACGUUUUACUUCUCCUCCCUCGCUUAGCCUGCUCCACUCACUCGCUCUGUCUCUCUCUCUCUAUGCGCGGACACACACUCACACGCAUGUGUGUAGGCACAUAUGUAUGCAUAAUUACUUAUCUAUACUGCUUAUCUCUCACUCUCUCACACUCGCUCUUUUGCAAACUGUUAUUUCUCUUUGGAAUGUUGAGGGACAUUGUCGACGAUGGUCGAGACAGUCAAAAAUCUGUUCUCUCCCUCUUUCCUUCUUUCCCUCUCUUUUGCCUUCUCGUCAUUGCUCCCUAAUAUUCUCCCUCUCUCUCUUUCUCUUACUCUUUUUCGUUACUGAUUUCGGUACGCGAAUUGCAACGUUAGCGCCACUUUCGUGGAACUAUAGUGCAAUAAGAAGUAGCUGAUUUUUCCGUUUUUUGUGCGUUGUGAAGCGUCGCUGACACAUAGGUAGAACGAUUUAAGCAAGGUAAUUUUUAGUAUCUUCCAAUAUGACAGCAUUGGAUUUAGAUCCACAAUUUUUACAAGCUCUGAAAUUGCUCCAUUCUACAAACAAAGAUUCUGUAGAGCAAUUACGCGGUCUUCUUGACGAGGCAAUUAAACAAAAAUAUGGAGCAUCUAAAAUGUUAUCCAAUACAUUACAUAAAAAGUAUACAUUAGAAGAACCUGUAUUAAGUGAUCAAAGUAGUACGAGUAGUAAAAGAAGUAAAAGUUCAAAUUCAUCUAAACAUUCUAAGUCUAGCAAAAACAAUUCUCCUGUAACUAUACAAGACACUCCUCCAGAUCUAUUACAAAGCGAUGACAAUCUAGCCGACAUUUUAGAGGAUGUUGCUUGUGUUAUCUGUAAAGGAAUGGAUGUUGGAGCAAAGAAUAGAUUGGUGGAAUGUGUAAAAUGCGGUUCUCUGUACCAUCAAGAAUGUCACACACCCCAUAUUCUUGACUCACAAGUUGAUACCCACCCAGUAGAAUGGUAUUGCUGUAAUUGCGUAAAGACUCAACUGGUGUUAAAAGAAAGAAAUUCACCAAAACCUGUAACUGAAACUAAAAUUAAAGAGUCAAAAAAAUCAUCCUCGUCAAGUUCUAAACAUACAGAUAAAUAUAAAUCAUCAAGUUCAACAAAUCAAUCACAAAAUUCUAAUGGUAGUAAUUCCAAUUCAAAAUUAGUACCAAAUAUUCACAUAGUCAGUGCAGAUCGACGAUUAAAAGAUAUGAUAAAAAAAGCAAAGCAAGAUAAACGGAGUAGAAGUACCAAUUCAGGAACUAACAAACAUUCAUCAAGUUCUAGUUCUUCAUCAAAAAAUUCUCAUGAUAAAUCUUUUAUUUAUAAAAAUAAAUCAGAUUAAGUAAGAAUUAUGUC